Penicillium diatomitis is the source of this 1914-nucleotide messenger RNA. RefSeq lists its product as uncharacterized. The transcript is spliced from 2 exons. The coding region runs from base 1 to 1914 and encodes 637 amino acids. Lineage: Eukaryota; Fungi; Ascomycota; Eurotiomycetes; Eurotiales; Aspergillaceae. The record is from RefSeq and is a predicted model, not a curated record.
AUGUCCGCCGCGACUCGCAAGCCUGCCAGUGCCGGCAGUCCCAGCAAAUCAUCGACCGCGGAACCGCCUGUGACCAACGGAACCGCCACUCGAGGUCAUGCCCGCUCGCCCAGCGCUGCCGCCACCAACGGUCUCAGUCGCUCCCCCUCUCAGCGAAGUUCUACUCCCGUCUCUGCGCGCGCUGCCGCACGAAAGCCCGGCCGGUCCAACUUGAGCAUGUCGAACGUUCCGCGGGUCAGUCAUGAUCCUUCCGAGGAGGAGGCUCGCGCCCAGAAUGCAGCCCUCAUCGAGGAGUUGCGAGAGCAACUCCAGAAGGCGGAGACCGCCUCGGAGCAGUAUCAGAAACAGCUGGGAGUCCUGCAAAUGCGACUCGAUGAGGCUGUGAGCGAGCAAGGAAAGAUGGAGGAUCAAGCCCACGAGAAGGACACCCGGCUGGAGACGCUUCAUGGUGAGAUUCGGGAGCAGGCUCGCCGGAUACGGGACCUGGAACAGAAUCACGAGCUGGAACGGAAUGCACUGCUCCAGGAGAAAGAGCAGCAAGCCAGUCGGGAAGAGGAGUUGCAGGCGACCAUUCAACGACUGAAGGACUCUGUGGCGCAGAAAAGCAUGCCCGUGAACGCCGAGGGGGAACGGCAAAUUUCCAGAUCUUCCAGUUUCCGUAACCGCACUUCGCCCGAUCUGGAUGGGCAGUUCGCUCCAUCGUCGCAUAUCGAGCGUAGCCCCUCUCGCAACAACUCCAAUCUGCUGCUUCAGAAAGACAAGCUGAUCGAAUCACUUCGUCUCGAGUUGGCGGAAUCUCAGAUCAAGUUGGUGGAGAUGGAGAACGCAGGCGGGGGCCGCCAGCGAGAGUUGGAGAAGGAGCUCCUGGAGGCUCGCAUGGCCAACGCUCGCUUGAUGGAAGACAACGAAAGCUACCAACUCUUGCUCAGCGAAAAGACCCUCACCGGCGACUUCACCAAGGGUGACUUCAUGCAACACAUUCAUCCGGACAAGUCGUCGGGCGGGGGCUUGGGUUCUUUGGCUGAUGAAUUAGAGUCUGUUGACGAGACUCCGGAGAAUGAGCUCAGCAGCAAGUAUGAAGCUGAGCUGAAGGCUUUGCGGGAUCAGAACAAGGCCUUGACCCUUUACAUUGAGCGCAUCAUCAGUCGCGUACUGCAGCACGAUGGGUUCGAGCACGUCCUGGACCGAAAUGAGGAAGACACCAGCUCAAAGGCCUCGAAGCUGGAUGAUAAAGAACUGCCUCCAACGCCUCCUGAGAAGGACGAUGCACCCUCGCAAUCUUUCAUCCAGCGUACUAAGUCGAUCAUCGCCGGCCCUCCUCGUUCGCAACCUCUAUCACGCCCUAAUAGCAUGAUGCCGCCGCCGGCACUGCCCUUGAGUGCCAAUGAGAAUCCCGACACGGCCCCGAGUAUUCCAAUCCGUACCCAGUCCGCACGUGCAAAUCAUCGUCGGACUCGAUCGGAACAGGUUGACCCGAACGCUGCAUCGGUGGUCGGGCAGAUGUAUCGCGGUCGCAAUUCUGGUGGCCCGCUGAGCCCCACGGCGGUUGGCCCUGGCUCUCGACAGAGCAUGUUCUCCAGUGCAGCCAGCUACAUCUCCAGCCGGGCGCCGUCGAUGUCUAGUCAACCCGAUCGGGCCGGUCGCAGUACCUCCCCGAGCGUCAUCAGUGACAUCCAUGGGGAUACUAAUUCGACCGGAGGGACUUCGAGCCCACCCCGUUCCGUUAGUGGCAUGACCAACUACACAGGCGCCGUGAUGACGCAAAAUAAGUUGCGGCCACUGCGUUUGGUCAGUGAUGCAGCGAGACAGGAAGAAGAAGAGGCCGCCCGCAAGAAGGCCAACCGCGCCAGCUGGAUUCCGGGAUGGUUCAAUCGCCCUGCCAACGGGGAGGAGCAAGCGCAGUCUCCCUCUUAA